Saccharomyces paradoxus is the source of this 1146-nucleotide messenger RNA. RefSeq names its product Rsa1p (gene RSA1). NCBI's taxonomy places the organism in Eukaryota, Fungi, Ascomycota, Saccharomycetes, Saccharomycetales, Saccharomycetaceae. The record is from RefSeq and is a predicted model, not a curated record. The transcript has a single exon. The coding region runs from base 1 to 1146 and encodes 381 amino acids.
AUGAAUUAUAAUAAUUUUGGAAAUUCGAACAGUGAUGGACAUUCUAGGCUUCCCAAACCUACAUACUCCGGAACACUAUCAGAUGGUUAUGAUGAAUCGAAAACUAAAAGGCAAAAGACAGAGUCUGCUUUUAAUGGAGCUUAUUCACCCAGUCUGUAUUUGAACUCUUCACAUUACGAAAACUCGUGGAAUACCGGUUACACUCCUCAACUUCAUCCCUUCACCCCCCAUAAUCAAUAUUUCCAUCCAACACCACCAUCGACUCAGUACAAUUUUUCAAGUCCUCCCGAUUAUACAAGAAAUUGCAUACCUCCAGUAAAUAAAAAUGUACCAUAUUCGCCUGCAUUCAACUUAUCGAAGCGGCCAUCAUCGUAUUGUGAAAGCGCUCAAUCCCUAAAGGAUAAUAACGAUUACCAGAGGUCAAUUAAUUAUGAAGAUAUUGCGAUUUCAACAGCAAAGGAAAGGUACUUGGUUGUACAGGAAAAGGGACAAAAAGACAAGCUUAUGAAUGAAAUAAGUUUAGUGCCAUCAAGCGAGAACCAAACAUCCGUGAAGCCUGCGAAAAUUCCAAGAAAGGAUAUAAGGUUGGCAAAUUUCAGUACGAAAGAUGAGCACAAUGUGGGACUAGAUGAGGAAGAAGAUGAUGAGGAAUUAGAAUCAGAGGGCUUGGGAAAGGUGGUUUUGGUUCCUGGAACUUCUAUAGCAUUAAUUACUGAUGAAGAUGUUAAAAAGUGGAGAGAGGAAAGAAAAAAAAUGUGGCUGCUGAAAAUCUCCAAUAACAAAAGGAAGCAUAUGCAAGACAUGGGCAUAAAGGAAGACGAAUUGAAGAAUCAGCCCAGCAUUUUCAAAGAGUCAAGGAAAGAAAAGCAAUUUAUACAGAGUAUUCAAAAUCAGGUACAGAGAGGAAAUCCGAAGAUUGACUUGAACUUAAAAUUGAUACAGCGAGAAUUUGCGAACGAAAAUUCUCAACUCUUAGAUUUCAUAAGCGAACUGGGAGAUGCCGGCUUACUGGAAUAUGAGUUAUCUCAAGAAGAAAAAGAUGUCCUUUUUGGCACCUCUGAAGAUAAUAAUAAAAAUAAUUACAAACCAAAUUACAGAAAUAAAAAAGCCAAUCUGAAUAGAAGUAACUUUCCUAGGAAUAAGUAA